Messenger RNA from Drosophila willistoni, 1566 nucleotides. It is a transcript of the gene Cdk7, whose product is annotated as cyclin-dependent kinase 7. Gene Ontology annotation, biological process: protein phosphorylation; positive regulation of transcription by RNA polymerase II. Gene Ontology annotation, molecular function: cyclin-dependent protein serine/threonine kinase activity; ATP binding; RNA polymerase II CTD heptapeptide repeat kinase activity. The transcript has 2 exons. The coding region runs from base 114 to 1181 and encodes 355 amino acids. Lineage: Eukaryota; Metazoa; Arthropoda; Insecta; Diptera; Drosophilidae. Gene Ontology annotation, cellular component: transcription factor TFIIK complex; cytoplasm; nucleus. The record is from RefSeq and is a predicted model, not a curated record.
UAACUCUCAGUAAAGCGGCUUGACUGGAAGUGGUCUCCAAUUAUUUUGUUUAUUUUCUGUCGUUUUUGUUUUUUGCAAUUUUUUAUGUCAGCUGAAGCUUUAAACGCACAAGAAUGAUUCGCAACGAAGAUAGCAAAAAGGAUCGCUACGCCAAACUGUCAUUCCUGGGUGAGGGUCAGUUUGCCAUUGUGUACAAGGCUCGUGAUAUGGUGACAAGUCAAAUCGUGGCCGUGAAGAAGAUCAAGAAGGGCAGCCGUGAAGAUGCACGCGAUGGCAUCAAUCGUACAGCUUUGCGUGAAAUUAAAAUUUUGCAAGAAUUGCAACAUGAGAAUAUCAUUGGCCUGGUCGAUGUCUUUGGUCAAUUGUCCAAUGUGUCGCUGGUAUUUGACUUUAUGGACACCGAUCUGGAGGUUAUCAUCAAGGAUACCAAAAUCAUCUUGACCCAGGCAAAUAUUAAGGCCUAUGCCAUAAUGACAUUGCGUGGUCUGGAGUACUUGCAUCACAAUUGGAUACUCCAUCGCGAUCUGAAGCCAAAUAAUUUGCUCGUCAAUAGCGAUGGCGUGCUCAAAAUAGGUGAUUUUGGCUUGGCCAAAGUGUAUGGAUCGCCAAAUCGUAUUUACACCCAUCAUGUGGUCACACGUUGGUAUCGAUGCCCCGAGCUAUUGUUUGGCGCCCGUCAAUAUGGCACUGGCGUCGAUAUGUGGGCAGUUGGCUGCAUUCUGGCCGAGCUUAUGUUGCGUGUCCCUUUCAUGCCGGGCGAUUCAGACUUGGAUCAGUUGACUCGCAUAUUUGCCACCCUGGGAACACCCACUGAAGCCGAUUGGCCCCACAUUGGCAAGCUUCAUGACUAUCUUCAGUUUAGGAACUUCCCUGGGAACCCAUUGCAAAAUAUCUUCACGGCAGCUGGCAACGACAUGCUAUUGCUAAUGCGUCGUCUCUUUGCAAUGAAUCCCCUCAAGCGUUGUUCCUGCCGUGAGGCAUUGAGUAUGCCCUAUUUUUCUAAUAAGCCAGCACCAACCGUUGGCCUGAAAUUGCCCAUGCCAUCGGCCAUAAUGGCCGCCAAGGAGAGUGCCCAGGCCCAGACUGAGGGGGCCGAAAAGCCGGCUGCUCAAAAGCGUAAACUUGUCGAAACGACAGUGCGAGGCAACAUCUUGCCGCAAAAAAAGAGGCUGCAGUUCUGAAUUGUAUUCAGACUUUAAAUAUCAUAUAUAUAUAUAUAUAGUUGCUUAACACUUUACUUGUCAAUGAGACAAAGAAGAAAAAUGUCCGCUUUUGUCUGUGUCCCUUAUCCGCUGGUUUCUACCCUUAACUAAACCCUCAGGUCGUCGAAAGAAUCGUCUAGAUCUAGGAAAAGCAUUAAAAAGCAGUAAAGUGUUUCUUAAAAACUUUGGUAAAAUCAAAGUUCGCUCAGACCCUUAUUGAGUUCCAGAUAGGUACUUAGUUAUUUACUUAAUCUUAAUCUUUAAAAUAGUUUGUAAUUUUGCCAAAUGUCACCUAAGAAUUGCGAGAGCAUAAUCUGUUAAAGCUAUAAAUAUAAUGAGAGAGACAGAGACAGAGCAAGCAUAA